AUGUCAUCGUUGAUGUUUGAUGAUGAGGAUCCAUUGGGUAAUGGAAAUCCAUUUUGGUCGGUACCCACGAAUAUCGAUUGGAACGUUUGGACAGAGUACAUGAGCGGAAUGCAGGGAUUAAGAGCUGCUACCACUAUGAGUGAGUCUAAUGGGGUUAUGGGUCGUGGUGUUGGGGGAAGUGUUAGUGGUCACACUAAGAAAGUUCCAAGGUUAAGUAAGAUGUCGGGACAACCCGGAUUAAAAAGCAAAGACAACGAUUCUUCUUCGCAGUUGGCGGCUUCAAAUGGUAGUAGUUCUCAACAAAACGUCAUAGAUACACUUGAGGCUUCCAUAGAAGCGACUAAAGAAGUUAUUGUGGUAGACAAGAUCAAUAUAGAUAUUACUGAACACGCGGCACCAAAAUUCAACGAUAAAAUUGAUCCAGUCAUCGGUUCGGUUGACGACGAGAGCACCAAACGACGAACAACGCUUACGACACUUGCAACUAGUCAUCAUUAUGUUGCUAAACAUGUUAGUUAUAUAAGCCCUACUGAGGAUAUCUUUAAUCCUGAAGAUCCAAAUAUCCGCGAGGAUAUAAUUCGAAUGAUUAUGCAAUAUCUGUCAGAUGAAGGUUAUAACGCGUCAAAAACUACCCUGUAUGAUGAGGCAAAUUUUAAAUUUCAUGAACGUGAAGAGCAUGUCGCAGAAAUAAAGCGAUUAAAAAAAGCCAUUCUUGAUGGUGAUUGGGCAGAAGUUGACAAACUCUGUGCAAAAUCACUAAUUAAGAACCAGAAGAGUUUUUUGUAUGCUGUUUAUAAACAACAGUAUCUUGAAUAUAUUGAAUAUCAGGAGGUGCAAAAGGCAUUCACUUUUCUAAACAAAAGAUUGAAGCCUCUUGAACAUCUUCAGAUGAAUCCAAAUGAAUUUAAAGACUUGUGUUAUUUACUUACAGCCAAAUCUGUUCACGAUGCUCCGUCGUUCAAAAAUUGGGAAGGGAUUGAGAAGCUAGUAGAACAAUUCCAAAAUCUGCUUAAUAUUGAAAAUGCGGAUAAGGAUGAAGGUACCGUACACGUACCACCGAACCGAUUACUUACUCUCCUUCGACAAGCCGUUGCCUACCAAAUCGAAUUUUCACGUUAUCAUCCGCGUGUUGCGCCCAGAGUAAACACAUUGCUGCAGGAUUACACAAGUUUUAUAAUACCUAACGCUAUUCGGGCAACUUUAGUUGGUCACCAAGGAAAUGUUAAAUGUGUUGACUUUGUGGGCCAAAAAGGCAGAGAGAUAGUCAGUGGAUCAAGCGAUAAUACGCUCAGAAUAUGGGAUACUGAAAGUUGUAAAGAGAUUUGUGUAUUAGAGGGUCACGAAUCUCGAAUUUGGGAUGUAUCCUCCAAUAAGAAUGGAUCAAUUGUGUCUAGUGCAAGUGGUGAUAGCACAAUUAAGUUAUGGGAUAUGAAAGGAAGUAAACAUAUGUGUAUUACAUCAUUGUCAGGCCACACCAGUGAUGUUUACACGGUCAAGUUUCAUCCUGGAGACAAUCAUAUUGUUUCCGGAGGCUAUGAUAAAAUUGUUAGAUUGUACGAUGUGAAUACCGGUCAGUUGAUAAAAAUGUUUAGUGGACAUCAGUUAUCAGUCUCGAAAACUAUUUUUAAUCCGCUGGGAAAUCUAAUAAUCAGCGGUUCAAAAGACAACACCAUCAAAUUUUGGGACAUUGUCUCUGGACUGUGCAUUCGCACAAUAUCAUCGCAUUUGGGUGAGGUUACUUCGGUCGAGUUGAAUUCUAAUGGUACUCUGUUGCUGAGCAGUUCAAAAGAUAAUUCGAAUCGUUUAUGGGAUGUUAGGAUGGGACGUCCCAUUAGAAAACUCAAAGGCCAUCAAAACACUUCGAAAAAUUUUAUUCGUGCAGGAUUUGCUAGUGAUUCCUUAAUUGUUGGUGGCUCUGAGGAUGGUAUCGUAUACAUUUGGGAUCAAGACACUGGUGAGGUUCUACAAAGAUUACGAGGACACACCGGUAUGGUGUACAGUGCCAUUUGGAAUGCCUCGCAAAGUUUCUUGGUUAGUUGUAGUGACGAUCGGACCUUGAAUAUGUGGUGGUAUGAUGAAAAUCGUCCUCUUGAUUAG
Messenger RNA from Ambispora leptoticha, 2097 nucleotides. The record is from the annotation of a GenBank genome assembly. NCBI's taxonomy places the organism in Eukaryota, Fungi, Glomeromycota, Glomeromycetes, Archaeosporales, Ambisporaceae.